This is a messenger RNA of Synchiropus splendidus (mandarinfish), 5459 nucleotides long. It is a transcript of the gene lrig2, whose product is annotated as leucine-rich repeats and immunoglobulin-like domains 2. The coding region runs from base 425 to 3571 and encodes 1048 amino acids. The transcript is spliced from 18 exons. Gene Ontology annotation, molecular function: protein binding. The record is from RefSeq and is a predicted model, not a curated record. NCBI's taxonomy places the organism in Eukaryota, Metazoa, Chordata, Actinopteri, Syngnathiformes, Callionymidae.
AACUCAAGGCGCUUUGUUGUUCUUCGAGGUCGGAAAGGGAGGAAAUAAUUGUUAACAACUCGCGCUGAUCAAGAAGGACAAUCGAUCGACUUGUACUUUAUCUGGAAUAAAUCACCGCGCGACGUAAAUCGAGCUGGUCCGGUUGAAAGUGGUGUGUUUGAGGCGCUGAAUGCGGUAAGCUAACGUAGCUGCUCCAGAUUCCUGCCGCUGGGAAGAAAGGAAGAAAUCACGGCCAGGAUGCUUCACUCAAGUUGGGACAAACUAUGUUUAACCGCUCCGCCAGGACUUGUGGUGCUAUAGCACCGACGUCCAAUCCGUUGUGAUUGUUUUCUGCUUAUCAGGGUUGUUUGUUGGUACUUUAAUCACUGUUGAAGUGCGAGUUUAGCGAGUUAGCUCCGCAGCGUCCUGCAGGAAGACAUUUAAAAUGGCGGAAGACUGGCCCGUUCCUUCGACCCUCGUCUUCUUGCUUUUGAGUUUGUGUGCCUGGGCCGUGGAGUCUUGCCCGGCUCCCUGCUCUUGUUCGGUGGGACCAGAUGGAUUUCACGUACUGGAGUGUAGCCGAAAAAGACUGUCCACGGCUUCCAUGAAUCCUCCAGAAGGGAUAACGCGAGUUAUGAUGAACCACAACGAACUGGUUGCUUUCCCUUCCCUUGGAGACAUUUCCACUAACAUUACCUCACUUUCAUUGAUCCACAAUCGGAUUUCUGAGCUCCAUGGGCAUCAACUGCAGCCGUUUCUAUCCUUGGAGACAUUGGACCUGACCUCUAAUUCCAUCACUGAGCUGAAAGUUGGGUCCUUCCCCUCCAUGCAACUGAAAUAUCUGAAUUUGAGUAACAACAAGAUCAGCGUCCUCGAGCCUGGCUGCUUUGAGAACAUCUCCAGCACCCUGCUGGUGCUAAAGCUGAACAGGAAUAGAUUGACUGGCCUGCCAUCUAAAGUCUUCAAGCUUCCACAUCUUCAGUUCCUUGAAAUAAAGCGCAACAAGAUUAAGAUCGUGGACAGUCUAACAUUCAAAGGGAUGGAUUCGCUCAAGUCUUUGAAGAUGCAGAGAAACGGCAUCACUAAACUCAUGGAUGGAGCCUUUUUUGGCCUGAUUAACAUUGAAGAAUUAGAGCUGGAGCACAACAACCUUACUGAAGUCAACAAAGGCUGGCUGUAUGGCCUUCGCAUGCUGCGAAUCCUGCGAGUCAGUCAGAACACCAUCGGCAUCAUCCGACCAGAUGCCUGGGAAUUCUGCCAGAAGCUUGAAGAACUCGAUCUCUCCCUGAAUCAUCUGACUAGACUGGAGGAGAACGCAUUUGUUGGCUUGGGCCUGCUGGAGAGCCUCAAUUUGGGCCACAACUCUAUCAGUCAUUUAGGAGAGAAAGUGUUCAGCAGCCUUGUUUCUCUUCGUACACUAGACAUCCGGAAUAAUGUCAUCUCCUGGGCCAUCGAAGACUCUAUCGGCGUGUUUGAAGGCAUGAAGAAGCUGAGCACACUGAACCUGCAACAUAACAAAAUCAAAUCGAUUACCAAGAAAGCCUUCGAGGGCCUGGAUGAGAUGGAGCAUCUGGACCUCAGCAGAAAUGGCAUCAUGUCAAUACACCCGGAGUCUCUGACACAUUUAAAGCUCAAGGAGUUCAUCCUGAACACGAGCAGCCUGCUGUGUGACUGUCAUAUGCGGUGGUUCGGGCCGUGGCUGACCGACACUCGGUUUGAGUCUUCAGUGACGGCAGUGUGUGCUCAUCCUGCAAGUCUACUGGGCAGAAGUGUCCUGUCCGUCACUCCAGAUGAGUUUAUCUGUGAUGAUUUCCCGAAACCUCAGAUCACAACUCACCCCGGAACAUCGGUUGCCCUGCGAGGAAACAAUGUGACGCUAAGCUGCGUUGCGUCCAGCAGCAGCGAUUCACCGAUGACCACGGCGUGGAGGAAAGAUGGCGAGGUGCUUUACGAUGCAGAAGUACAAAACUAUGCCCGGUACCAACGCGGUGAACUCAUCUACACCACCGUGCUUCAUCUCCUCAACGUCAACUUCACCGACGAAGGACGGUAUCAGUGCGUGGUGUCCAAUCACUUUGGGGCCAACUACUCCAACAGAGCCACACUUACUGUCAACGAGCUGCCGUCUUUUCUCAAGACCCCCAUGGAUCUGACCCUCCGGACCGGGACCCUGGCCAGGCUGGAAUGCGCUGCUGAAGGACAUCCAUCACCUCAAAUUGCCUGGCAGAAAGAUGGAGGAACUGACUUCCCUGCUGCCCGGGAGAGACGCAUGCAUGUGAUGCCUGAUGACGACAUCUUCUUCAUUGCUGAUGUUAAGACGGAAGACAUGGGGGUCUACAGCUGCACGGCUCAAAAUGCAGCCGGCAGUUUGUCUGCAAAUGCAACACUCACUGUGCUGGAAACUCCUUACAUCAUGCGAGCUCUGGAAGACAGAACAGUUGCCCGAGGAGAAACCGCCGUGCUCCAAUGUAUCGCUGGUGGAAGUCCUGCCCCGCGCCUCAACUGGACCAAAGACGAUGGGCCACUGGUUCUCACCGAGCGCCACUUCUUUGCUGCAGCUAACCAGCUGCUAAUAAUUGUUGACGCUGGUCCCACCGACGCCGGAAAGUAUACCUGCAUCAUAUCCAACACACUGGGUACCGAACGUGGCCACAUCUACCUAAGUGUCUCACCCUCACCCAACUGUGAUACCGGCGUCGGGUAUGUCCAGUAUGGCCAGGACGGCUGGACCACCGUGGGCAUUGUGGUCAUAGUGGUGGUUUGCUGUGUGGUGGGAACCUCGCUGGUCUGGGUGAUAGUCAUCUACCACAUGCGCAGGAAGAGCGAGGACUACAGCAUCACCAGCACAGAUGAAAUGAAUCUAUCACCGGACAUCCCAAGCUACUUGUCCUCUCAGGGAACUUUGUCAGAACCUCAGGAGGGCUACAGUAACUCUGAGGCUGGCAGCCACCAACAGCUAAUGCCUCCUCUGUCCAAUGGUUACGUCCAUAAAGGUGCCGAUGGGGUGUGUUACGGAGAUGGAGGCAGCGAGGUAGACCCUGAUGGCAACAUGAUGCACUGCAGGUCUCUCUUUACUGGCAGGAGCAGUUUCCACCCCGGAGAGCCCUGCGAGGGUUUAGCGUCCGCCCCAACAAGCGGAGCUGGCCAACUGGUCAUCUGCUCUGAUUGCUACGACAAUGCCAACAUCUACUCACGCACCAGGGAAUACUGUCCCUAUGACUUCUAUGGGGAGGACGACUCGCUGGAUAAGACGCUGCCGGGCCUGAAAGAGAACUUCAGUGCUCCGCACGAGGACGCACCUCUGGAGAGUUUCAUCAGCAACCGAGAUCCGGCUUCAGCUUUUCUUAGCUCACAUGACAAAAGAGCGAGCAGCCACGCUCCUCCAGAGCCCGGUGCUAAUGAUUCCCUCUGCAGGUCUUUCUGGAGGGAUGGGGAGGGUUCCUCGCCCCGGACCGGGUCCUCGCAGCAUCUGGCGACCAGGUUCAAGACACCAUCUGUGACUGUAGAGGAGCAGAGCGAAACAGAGAGCAAACAAUUGCACACAAGUGCCUCUAGCAGGACUAAGUCUCAGGACCACCCUGCUCCCACAUGAGCACUCCUCGUAAAGCACCCCCUCCUCCUACCUCCUCACAAUCUGCCAAAGAUGCUCUCUCGUAUGUUUACAUUCGCCAUCACUCACGAGGACAUGCUGUUUUCUCUGGGCUGGACAGAAGCUUAAGUCGAUGCCUCACCUGUUCUCCGUUUGCUUCUCGUUCUCCUGCCAGAGAAAGCUAUGAAUGUAUGCCUUACAGAGCCAUGACUGAAAAGAUGGGCUACCCGUCUCCCGCCGCUGCUUUGUGGAUGACUCCGUGUGUCGUCCUUGAGGUGGACACCCUCCCAACCCACCUGUUGUUGGACACUUCUGGGAGCCUGUAAACACAUUGGUGUUUAAAGUGGGAAACGGUUUCCUGACCAGCAGUUUGUGGGUGUCAAAAAAAACAGAACUUUGAAAAGCCCCCACUCUGACCUCUGAAACUACGUUUUCCUCAUAUUGUUAUGCAGAAACUGACGCCAAAAUGUGGUGUAUAUAAUUCCAUAAGAAUAUAUCCUCUGUCGUCAUAAUCUUGUUUUGGUCCCAACGCAGUCCUUGUCAUGUCUUGAGGUGCAGUUUGGGGAGAAGCAACAUUUAUUUUGCACACGUGACAAUCAUGAUUUUGCUGGAUGUGAUUGGUUGUCUGUCCGAUGGCCUUCUGAACAUGUGCAGGCUGCGUCCACACGGCAGUGAAGCCAUUUGUUGAGCUACAAAAAGCGGUGAAAUUAUUAUUACUCAUUAUUUCGUCACUUAAUGUUCUAAAGCCUCAGACUUCAGUUGAGGAAUAAAAUGAUGCUCUUUCGUGUAAUGAAAGUGGGUAGUUGCAGUUUUCGCUGUAAACUCAUUGUCCCCGAAGCAUUAAUUCAGUCUUUACGGACUGAAGUCUGUCCCAGCUAUCUAGGACCGGAGACCAUUUUUUGAUUGGGAGGGGAAGAACAAACCAUGGUAGUGUGGACGCAGCCUUCACCUUUACACGCAGUAUGCACUGAACUGUUUCUCCCACCUUCAUUCCGGCACUUAAUUUAAUGUCAACAUUUUUAUGCAGUGACCACUGUAUGUUUACUAAGCUUCAUCAUCAUCAUCAUCAUCAUCAUCACAGUUAUGUUUGUCCCCUCUGUAAAUGUGGAUACUAGCUGGGACUGUGAAGAAAAAGUGUUUUAUUUUAUACGUGUACGUUGGUGUAAAUAAGUAUUCAGAUGUCCAACUUAGUGACACGGAUGCUGCAGUGGCUCCUCGGCGAAGUCAUCCCAGAAGUGAUUUUACAAAUUCAAUAGAUAAUUCAAUAAAUAAUUACGAUGCAAUUAACUCAUUAUCAAUUGAAAAGACUGAGCUGUCGUAGGAAAAGGAAUUCAGUGAGGUUCAAUCUCAAAGGCAGCGCUUUGUGUGAAUCUGUCUGCCAUUCCUUCAGACUCUGGGUAGAGCUGCUCGAUAGGCUUGCGCUAGUUUAGCUAGUUCUGUAUUUGAGAUGGAUCUCAAAAGUGAGAUUUGCCCUUCGGAACGUACCGGUACUGUCUGCAGUUCUAUGUCGUGUUCGCCGCCUGUGGUACGUUAUGUGUUUCUUACAGUAAAUCAUUGAUGCUGAGAAGAUCAUUGUUUAUUUUUUUAUUUUUGUGUCAAGUGCUGACACAUGCGCCGCCUUAAAGCUAGACAUUCACUCAGAAUCACAAUCGACAUUCCGUCUUCUCUCCAGUUCCUUUAACCCCGGAGACAGUCGUCAUGUGUUUCCCGCCAAAACGACAUUAUUGUUCAAAUCUGCGACGGAUGAUACCAAAGUUCAACAGUGAAGCGCUCUGGUCAAUAUCUGAUGCUGCUUUUCUGUUUUGUUGUUUGACAUGUCAAUUGUGUAACAGCAUGUGAGCCUUUUGUUACCUGGUACUCCAUAUUAAACAAAAAAUGGUACUUGUGUGUC